UACAACUCCCGUCGCUGACUUGGCGGCUCCAGUGUCUUGGCAGGUUUGCUGCUUACGUGUCUGCGGAGCCCAGGAUGGUGAGGAAGAUAUGAGACCGGUACCGACAAGAUGUGGCUGAGACCGGAGGAAGUGCUCCUGAAGAACGCCCUGAAGCUGUGGGUGACCGAGGUGUCUAACCCGUACUUCGUGCUGCAGAGGAGAAGGGGCUACGGAGAGGAAGGAGGGGGGCUGACAGGUCUCCUUGUGGGAACCCUGGACGCUGUGUUAGAGUCAACGGCUAAAGUCGCACCUUUCCGGAUUCUCCACCAAACUCCUGACUCUCAGGUGUACUGGUCCGUCGCCUGUGGAGCCAACCGGGACGAGAUAUCAAAACACUGGCAAUGGCUGGAGCAGAACGUUAUGAAGAUCUUGUCUGUAUUCGACUCGAGCGAUGACAUAACUAGCUUUGUUCAAGGCAAGAUUAGGGGGCUCAUUGCUGAAGAAGGGAAAAACUCAUUCGUGAAAGAAGAGGAUCCAGAAAGAUUUCGCGAAGCUCUCUUGAAGUUUGAGAAAUGCUUUGAACUUCCAGACCAGGAGAAGCUGGUGACCUAUUACUCAUGUAGCUACUGGAGAGGAAGAGUUCCUUGCCAGGGUUGGCUGUAUCUCAGCACCAACUUUUUAAGUUUCUAUUCAUUCCUUCUGGGCUCAGAGUUUAAACUCAUCAUCUCGUGGGAUGCAAUCUCCAGACUGGAGAAGACUUCCACCGUUCUCCUCACAGAGAGCAUACACGUCUUGUCUCGAGGGGAAGAACAUUAUUUCUCAAUGUUCUUGCACAUCAAUGAGACUUUUCUGCUGAUGGAGCAACUUGCAGGAUAUGCUAUUAAGAGACUUUUCGACAAAGAGACCUUUGAAAAUGACCCAAUAUUAAAUGAUCCUCUGCAGAUCACAAAGAGGGGUUUGGAGAGUCGGGCUCACAGCGAACAUUUCACCAAUUACUUUAGGCUGCCCAAGGAAGAAAUCUUGAAGGAGGUGCAUGAGUGUUUUCUGUGGAUACCCUUCAGCCAUGUCAACGCUCUGGGCAAGAUGUGUAUUUCUGAGAACUACAUUUGCUUUGCAAGCCAUGAUGGCAGCUUAUACAGCACAAUUAUUCCAUUAAGAGAGAUUAUAGGAAUAGAGAAGUCUAUGUCCACAAGGGCUGUUACAAUCAGUACCAAGGGGAAGAACAUUUUCCGUUUCACUGAUGUUAGAGACUUUGACUCUCUGGUGGCCAGACUGAGGUCCAAAUGUGCCGUGACUAGUCCCCAGCAUAUCCCGUACACUGUGACUGGCUACAGUGACAAUGCCGCCGACUUCCAGGAAAAACACCCAAUGUUGGAUUCCAAAGGCUCAAGUAAAACUGUGAGCACAGAGGCGCUUAUGACUGUUUUCCAUCCUCAAGACGCGGAAAAUCUGGAUCCAAUAAUGUUGAAAGAAAAAAUGAAGGAGCAGUCCUGGAAUAUUCUUUUCUCUGAAUGUGGCCGCGGAGUUAAUAUGUUUCGUACAAAAAGAUCUCGGAAUUUAGUGGUCAGAGGAAUCCCAGAGACAUUGCGAGGAGAACUCUGGCUUCUUUUCUCAGGGGCUGUCAAUGACAUGGGGGCCAACCCAGGCUACUACACUGACAUAGUGGAAAAGUCUCUAGGUACGUGCACCUUGGCUACUGAUGAAAUUGAACGAGAUUUGCGCAGAUCCUUGCCAGAGCAUCCCGCCUUUCAGAGUGACACCGGCAUCUCUGCAUUGAGGAGAGUGCUAACUGCAUAUGCUUACAGGAACCCGAAAAUUGGAUAUUGUCAGGCCAUGAAUAUACUUACUUCAGUUCUACUUCUUUAUGCCAAAGAAGAGGAGGCAUUUUGGCUGUUGGUGGCGGUGUGUGAGAGGAUGCUGCCAGAUUACUUCAACAGGAGAAUUAUUGGUGCCUUGGUAGAUCAGGCGGUGUUUGAAGAACUCAUCAAGGAUUAUUUGCCUCAGUUGACUGAUCACAUGACAGAUAUGACAUUUUUCUCAUCGGUGUCUCUCUCGUGGUUUCUCACCCUCUUCAUCAGCGUCCUGCCUAUUGAAAGUGCUGUCAAUGUGGUGGACUGCUUCUUCUAUGAUGGGAUCAAAGCCAUCCUCCAGCUGGGAUUGACUGUGCUGCACUUUAAUAUUGACAAGCUACUGGCCUGCAAAGACGAUGCUGAAGCUGUCACUAUCCUCAACCGGUUUUUUGACAAUGUCACUAAUAAAGACAGCCCGCUUCCCUCAAGUGUGCAACAGGCCCCUGCUACAGCGGAUAGGAAAAGGAACAGCACAAAGGUGGACAUCACAGAACUUAUCAGGGAGUCAAAUGAGAGGUUUGGAGCCAUUCGCUACGAGGAUGUGGAAAGCAUGCGGACUAGAAACCGCCUGUAUGUCAUCCAGACUUUAGAAAUGACGACAAAGCAAAAUGUGGUUCGAGUGGUUUCACAGGAUGUGAAAUUCAGCCCAGCUGAUGUAGAGGAGCUGUAUUACAUAUUUAAGAGAGAACACUUCUUGUCUUGUUACUGGAGUGUGAAUAACAGCAGAAUAUUGAGCCACCAUGACCCCAGCUUGCCUUAUCUAGAACAGUAUCACAUAGACUGCCAGCAGUUCCGGACUCUCUACCAUCUUCUCAGCCCCUGGGCAUACUCUCCUAGCGUAGACUCACUGGCAUUAUGGACCUUCCGGCUAUUUGAUGAAAAUUCAGAUGGUCUCCUCAAUUUUAAAGAAUUUGCAACAGCAUUUGAUGUCAUGUUCAAUGGCAGCUUCACGGAUCGGCUCAAGCUACUCUUUAAAAUGCAUAUACCCCCAGCUUUUACGGAAGUGGGAUCUAUGAGCCCAUCCGAGGAAACCAAACUUUCCAAAGAGGAAUUAAUGCACUUCAGCCAACUUCAUGUGACAUCUCCUAUAGAACUGUCCAGUCCUGAUGACAAAACGAAGAGUCCUGAAAAGGGUAAAGGGAAGAUUGAUAUUCAAGCAUAUCUGAAGCAAUGGCAAGAUGAACUGGUGCGUAAGGAGGAAAGUAUUAAGGACCUACCCAGAAUGCAUCAGGCUCCGUUCAUCCAGUUUUCGAAAACACUAUACAACUUAUUUCAUGGGGACCCUGAAGAAGAAUUGUUAUAUCGUGCCAUUGCCGCUGUGACCAGUCUCCUCCUUCGUAUGGAGGAAGUGGGUAGGAAACUGCAGCAUCCAGCUUCUCCUGCCCCGAUUCUACUACCAGAGGGAGGUACUCAGCCUGUUGACACCCCUCAGGAGAGCGUUGCUCUCAAAGAGACGGAAAACACUGUUUCUCUCCCUUCCAAAGAAGACUCUGAAUGGUCUUUUGCAUUUGAGCAGAUCCUUGCCUCACUACUAAAUGAACCUUCCCUUGUCAGGUUUUUUGAAAAACCUACUAAUUUCAAAGACAAGUUAGAAUCUGCCAGGACAUCUCAAAUGCGUGCUAGUAAGAGGGUAUAAGGAACACUCAUCUUCUCUCCACUUCACCAACCACUAUACAAAAAUGGCCACUUUUACCUUUAUUUUUAUUUUUUUCAUCUAAUGAGCCACAAUUGACUCUUUUAUAUGUUUUUAGGGCUAUAAUGCAUUUUUUUCUUUGAAAUGGAGAAAAGCCCGCCAUUCAGAUGCACUGUAUACAUGUGCUUUCCAGUUGAGAGCGCACUGCUGCUGUCUUCUAUUAUGUCAUGAUUACAGAAGGGAUGCUGGUUUUAAUAUUAUACGUGAGGCCAGGGUCGCUAAUGCACAUUUUAGAAACAGGUUUUUAAUCCUUGGUACUUGCUACUUACCCUCUUAUCCACUUACACAGUGGACAUUAGGUGGCCAUCUGCCUGUUCUAUCUAAUCAGUGGGGCUAUGAAGGUGGAUAUAGGACACGGCAGAUUUACAGAGGUAACCUCUUCCUGCUUCUAAAUUAUUGCUGGAAAGGGAGGUAGACUUUUUACUACUCCAUCCAUGUUGGUCAUAGACCUAGUGAACUUUUCCUUUUCCAAUAGAGGAUAUGUUCUCUAGUGAUUGACCUAAAGCAUGAGUUUUCUCCCAAAUACAUGCAGCUACAACACAGCUGACGCUUCUAGACCAGAUUUUUUUGGGGUACUCUAUGAAAGAGUUACUUUUUCUCCCAUGUAGUAUGUGAGUACGGGUGCGUUUACAUAUGUCCAGCGACAUGGCAUAGUUCGAAAGUUUUUAAAAUUCUCAGAGGAGCAGACAGGCCUAUAAAAGAAGGGGGGAAAAAAGCUGAAAGGGGCUGUCUCGUUUCCAAAAUUGAUGACCUAUCCUCAGUGAAUGGAAUGGAGGAGCUGUAAUUGGAGGUAAACAGUGCAGAGAAUGCAGUAGCGCUGCGUUCUCUACAAACAGCUGAUUAGCAGGUGUUCCGAGAGUUGGACCUCUGGCAAUCUGAUAUUGAGGACCUAUCCUGAGGAUAGUUCAUCAAUAUUGGAAACUGGACAACCCCUUUAACUUACCUACUAAAGAUCAUUUCAUUUCAGUGCAGCAGAUCCAGUCCCUUGUCGACCAGAAGUGAUGACAUUAUGUUCAUAAUGUGAAGUAUGGCACAUAACCGCUGAGGCCAGCGAGUGGCUGAGUGGUUAAGUGAAUAAUGGACGUGACAUCAUCACUUCCUGUCUGACUGGGACUGAAAGACUUGAGGACCGGACCUGU
Messenger RNA from Bufo bufo (common toad), 4661 nucleotides. RefSeq names its product TBC1 domain family member 8B (gene TBC1D8B). Lineage: Eukaryota; Metazoa; Chordata; Amphibia; Anura; Bufonidae. The record is from RefSeq and is a predicted model, not a curated record. The coding region runs from base 109 to 3465 and encodes 1118 amino acids. The transcript has 21 exons. Gene Ontology annotation, molecular function: calcium ion binding.